AUGUCGGAAUCAGCUGAAAUCGCUGGGACAGCAGUAACGUCAGUGCUUAUCAUCACAAGUAUCGUAGGAAACUCUCUUGUUUGUACCGUUAUUAAGAAGAAUCGAGACAUGAGGUACAUACCAAGCCAGCACUUAACCAAAAUAUAAUGACUUCGCAAAGUAACAGUAGUCAUUAUUUUUCCUGUUUAGGGCUUUUUAAGUUAAAAAAAACACUGAUAGUGAUGAUAUAUUUCUCUUUAAGUGGAGGGAUUGACCAGCAAAUUUCCGUGUUUAGUUUCACUUUUUCUCUACCUUGGCUGCUAAAACAAAACAGCUUUUUUAGAAACCAAUUCUCUUCUCGAUUUUCUGUCUUAUAUUUCUUGUUUUCUCUGCGUAGUCACCAUCAACCUAGAACCUGGUCUCUAAUAGUCCAUGUUCGAUAUACAUCACUACGAGGUUUUACGGACAAAAUUGCAAAAUUUUGACGAUUCCAUUGUCUCGUAAUUGCCAGAAGAGACAGACAAACAAAGAAGACGAAAUCAAAUCAGGAGCGUAUCCAGAAAUUCAGAAAGGGCUGGCCGGGACACUUGCCAGCAAUAUGGAUACUUUUUAUUUUACUGAGAAUUCUUGUGGGGGUGCGUGGUCCUUGCUCUCGGCCUCAACCCUUAAUCCGCCAAUGCAAAGAAAUUUAACAAGAAAGCCUCGUAGUCAUAUAUGGAACGCGGGUCAUUUACAGCGUGGAGAGCAACGCACAACUCUUAAUGCGGUAGCAACAGCUAUUUAAUUCUGAUUUACCCGCAACUUUGACAUGAAGAGGGUCAUUUUUCCUGUUUGUGAAUAUUUGACUCCUUGUUUGAUCCUAGAAGGCGAAUAAAUAAGGAGUGUAUGUGAGCUCAACACAUAAAAUAUCAUUAACCGUCUAUUUUGGCGGUGUGCAGACGUUCUGAAGCUUUGUUAUCGUGACCAUUGUAAUAAAACCAACUGCCGCUGCAACAGUCUCUUUUCUACACUUUACCGCCCUUGUCAUGUCAUAAUUUUUCAUCAUUAUCAGUGCUAGUAGUUCUCUUUUGAAAUGAGAAAUUGUAUAAUAUGUCAUAACUUGUCAAAUUCGCAGAUAACAUUGAACGCUUAAUUUCACAGAAGUCCCAUGAAUUAUCUACUCAUCAACCUGGCAGUAGCGGACAUAAUCUAUGCAAUCUUUAACAUACCAUAUAUGGUCCUGACACACUCAUCCAUUCAGCCAAAUGGGGCGACUGGAAAAUUGUUAUACACAUUUGGCACCUUUGCAUGGGUAGGGGCUGCUUCGUCGGUCUUUACACUUGUCACUGUUGCCGUGGAGCGCUACUGGAGCGUGGUGCACCCCUAUGGUGGCAGCAGAAAGAGGCUUACUAUGCGCAAACUGAGGGUAUGUAGCAAGUCAAACACGCUAAUCAAUGUAAAUUUGCGACAAAAUAGUCGGCACCUACAUCGCUAUAUCGUAACUUCAUAGUUUACCUACAAUUAUGGAAAAAUUGGAGAACGUUCUUCUUCUGCCGAUAGUGAUUACCGGUAAAUCAAUAGUUUUUAGGCCUACAAGGUUAAGAAUCCAAACUGGCCGGUAGCAAACCAUUUUGCUAUUUAAUCUCCGAGCGAAUUACAAUUCCAGCCAUCUUACCGCUCGCCCUUGCUGCAUCUAUAAAGUAGUUAUCAGUAUGUCACGAUGAUAUUGCUGUCAGUUAAGAUCAAUUCUGUGCUGUAGUCGUUACUUAAUACCUUUACGCAAACUCAAAAUGCUUUUGUAGAGUUAUGAUAGAUAUCAAACAAAUUUCACCAAAGAGUACUAAUCAGGACAUUGUUUUUUGCUAAUUCUUGCAGGCAUAGCAUUGAAACUUGAAGUUUCAAUCCAUAUCCAUCCUCGCCGUCCUUUGCGACAGACGACGAGAAUCAGUUUUAAGACGGAAUCCAUUAGGAAUUUGUAGAUUUUAAUUUUCAGUCAGGGACAAAAAUCUUGUACCGAAAAAUUUAAACAAUAUCGCAUUCUUUUUUUACACUUUUCAAGGGCUAUCGAUAUAACUAAUUAUCUGUAAUAACACCAAAGACAGUUUCUCAUGGGAGCCUGAGAAAGUAGAAGUCAUAUUUCACAAGAAAUGUGAAGACACAGAUAAAAUUCUGAAAAUUUCAUGUGUAUGUCAUUUUGUGAAAUUUGACAUUUUUCUCGGGCUCCCAUAAGAAAUUUUCUUUGGUGAUAUUACAGAUAACUAAUUAUAUCUAUAGGCCUAGAAAAGUGUGAAAAAAGAAUUUUUAAAAUGUGCUUGAAAUUAUUGUGGUACAAGGUUUACGUAGCCUUGGAUAACAAAACUGGACAAUUUUUAUAGAAAUUCAAUUGAUACAAAAAAAAAAGUCUUACACCGUAGCUUUAAGAUAUCAAAUAGCUUGACAUAGUUCCUUAAAAUUCGUUGAUUCGCUCUAAUUAACGGCUGCAUGUUUCUGGAGAGGUGAAUUGACCUUAACGCAAACGUUGAUAAUUUGUCCUGUAUAAUUAGUCCGUCUCUGAACUUCCUAGUGUUUGUACCUUCCGGUUUUAGGUCUUGCAUCCUGGCUUUUGGCUCUUUGCACUGAUAUUUGAAAUCCCGAUUGUUAUGUUCGUGGUAUGUGAAGAGAAAAUCGACUUCCAAUUCUGUAUCAGGGUGUGGUCUCAUAAGAAGGAUAUACUCCUGGCAUUUCUCUCUACAUUGCUUGCCUUAGUUGUUAUUUCCACUACAGUGAUGUUUGCUUUAUACUUUCGAGUGGUGUAUAUUUUGUGGUUCAGGCAAAAUAACGAUGUUAAUCUCUCGCAUCAAAAGAGGGUAUGUGUUUUAGCGGAGACAUUUCAGAUUUUAUCUAAUUUAAUGUACAUUGAAUUUUGUUAUUAUUUACUAACUUAAUGUUUCUUGAGAAACAAGACGAAUGAAAAAUCACAUUACUUGUGGCUCAACUAGCCUGUGUACAGACCCCUCUCCCCUCAGGAAAAGGAUGAAGGAUUUUUCCUGAGGGGAGGGGGGUCUGUACACAGACUAGACUCAACUAAUUUAACAUAUAUGACACAUAUGAUUGAAUGUAAUUAAAAGGCGUAAAAAAACAAUACAUGGGUGAAACCAAACGCACACUUCGUGAACGCUUUUAAAAAAAGGCAGCAACGAUUAAUCCACUCCUGGCGCAAAUGCCACAGCAGCAGUCCCUUCGCACUUCAAUCAACCUGGCCACUCGAUCACAGACAUAGAACUUAUUCCACUUGAACUUCAACCUAAACUUAGUAUGUCACGCCGUAAAGCAAGAGAAACUUACCUCAUAUAAACAUAGUUAUUAGAGGAGACUGGUUAUGAAAAGCGGCAAACAUCAAUAAUAAAAACAACAGUGCUGCAGUUUAUGUUGGAAGCACCCUGAAAGUGCACAAUCCUUUGUUUUCUGUUGGCAAAUUGUUAAGGAAUAAAUUAAUGCAACGUUUUUAUUGGUCAAUACAAUCAAAAUGAUAGGAAUUCUUUUGAACGUUGUGCACUUUCAGGUCCACAAAAACAUAUAACAAAGGAGUCUGACGGGUUUCAUAACCAUUCCACUCAAUUAACUAUGAUAUAAAGUAGAGGUAAAACUCUUUCACCAGAUGGUUUUACCCGCUAGGACGAACGUUGAACUGUACCUUAUCAAUCGCUUUAUUUUAUAUUAUUUACCUAUCUAUCAUGCCAUCUAUUGUUUUCAUCUUUAGUUUUAUCAUCAACGUCUUAUUUAAAUUUAAAUUCAAGUUUUAGGAGCCGUUAUAGUAUUUUCUUUCAGUGUAGCUCUGGCCCCGAGGAAGGCUAAUUUUAAUUUGUUAGCCGAAAUAUUGGCCUCAAAUAAAUGAGCCCUUUGCCGUAUUGCCAGCCUUGCAUUCAGUAAUGUAAAUUAGUGACAUCCGUAAAAACUAACUAUUGAAAUCACCAAAAUAAACGCGCAUGAUGGUUUUCUGUUUUUUUCUCACAGGGUGUGUUGAAGGUACGAAAGCGAGUGACGUUAAUGGUCAUUAGCGUCAGUGUCAUAUUUGUUAUCACGUGGCUCCCAGAUUCAAUUCUUCACAUCGUCGUACAAACAACCAGCAUCGAAUUGAAUCCUUUCAUAUUUCCCAUCUUACAUAUCAUGAUCAUGUUUAAUUCUGCUGUUAAUCCAUUCGUAUAUGCUUUAAUCAACCAACGUUUCAAAGUGAAGAUCAAGAGUAUGUUGUUCCCCGGUUCAACUUCAUUGGUAUCCAAAAAUAGCUCAGAUUUGGAUACACAGAGCAUCGAGUUAGCCAACCGAAACAUCUAG
Molecule: messenger RNA, 4272 nt
Organism: Porites evermanni
Lineage: Eukaryota; Metazoa; Cnidaria; Anthozoa; Scleractinia; Poritidae
Source: the annotation of a GenBank genome assembly